Peronospora matthiolae is the source of this 1053-nucleotide messenger RNA. The record is from the annotation of a GenBank genome assembly. Lineage: Eukaryota; Oomycota; Peronosporomycetes; Peronosporales; Peronosporaceae.
AUGUGGAACAUCAUGACAUCGAUAUUGAGCGCCCGAAGCCGACGUGACGAUUCAGAAGUCGAAGUUCCGCCUACAUCGUCAGUCACCAACCCGGAAAUUGCCGUGGAUCGCUCGUGCUUUCGUCUUCGCAGUCGUGGAUGGCUGGACCGCGAAAAUGAAGUUUACGUUUCCGUACCGAAAGACGUUUCGGGACAAUGCAACGUCAUUUUCUUCCCUGGAGAUGUCCAAGACUUCAAAACUGCCAUGAUGGCAGGACCUUUUGCAGAAUAUUGUGACUACGCGUACGAGGCUGUAGCAGAUUUGUUGAGCCAGAAGUUUGGUGAUUCGAGCAAUGUGUGGGUGGUGAGACCCAGUCGCUUCAAACAUGGAGCUUACAGCAGCUUUGACAAUUUCGUGACUUCGAACGAUUACGGGGCUGCUACAGGGUAUGAAUCAACGGCACACGCUACCAAACACCUGGCGUCUCUGAUGCAAAGCACACAAGCGACGUUGAGACGACAAGGAGUGAUCGUAUCGACAGCAGUUCCGAUACACCUGCUUGGGUUCAGCAAGGGUGGUAUUGUUCUGAAUCAAGUUGUGACAGAGCUCGUGCGAUGCUCGUUCAAUAAGAAACGAUCAAUCAGCGGUCAGCAUCGACAGGGAUCUGCCUUCGCAAGCACGCGAAAAUUCUUCUCAAGCGUCUACUCGCUCCACUGGCUGGACCCUGGAAACGGAUCUCUUCGAGGUUCAAUGCCGACGGACGACAUGUCUCUCACUGUGCUCUCGCAAUAUGAACAGCUGAGGUUAUUCGUGCACGUGACGCCGUACCAAUACGAGGCUCGCACUCGACCAUGGAUAAAAACUGAGGUGAACAGUUUUGCGAACAAGAUGAACCUCCGCGGUGCUGAUGUUCAACUUAUAAUCUAUAAUGAGAGCGGUAAAGAUUCAUUAGCUUCCCAUUUUCGUAUCCUUCACUAUUUUGAAGCCAGCCGAUCGAUGAGGACGAAAGGGGAGGGAGCCACGAACUCGCCAGAACAUGCUGUGCAGCCUGUUCGAAUUCAGGUGUGCAAAUGA